AUUUCUUUUUUUUUUCAUUUGUUGGGUUCGUUUCCGUUAACUGUUAAUCACACAUUUUUUCACAUUUCGCGCUCUCUCCCGGAGAUUAGGAACCUGGGAUACUCACGGAGGUUGGAGAAGGAAGGGAAAAGGUCCAAGGAGUAGGAAAUGGCGAAAUCGAGCGCGGACGACGCCGAGCUAAGGCGAGCUUGCGACGCCGCAAUCGAAGGCACCAAACAGAAGGUCCUGCUGUCGAUGCGGGUCGUUAAAAGCCAGGGGAUCUGGAGCAAAUCUGGUGUUAGUAACGUUACUAGCAAAUUGAAUCCAAUCCCAAUGGCCAUGAGCAUGGGCAUGGGAGGGGGCCAAAAGAACAUGGCUAAACCUAGAGUCAUCGCUAUCUGCACUAAAAAAAGGGGUCAGCGAACUAAAGCUUUUUUGCGAGUCAUGAAGUAUUCCUCAGGAGGCGUUAUUGAGGCUGCUGAGUUAUAUAAGCUGAAGCAUCUUUCAAAGGUGGAGGUUUGUUCUAGUGAUCCUAGUGGAUGUACCUUUACAUUGGGAUUUGAUAAUCUUAGAAGUCAAAGUGUUGCUCUUUCUCCACCUCAGUGGACAAUGCGCUACUGUGACGACAGGAACCGCCUGUUAGUAUGUAUCUUAAACAUCUGCAGAGAUUUACUUGGUCGUAUUCCCAAAGUUGUUGGUAUAGAUGUCGUGGAGAUGGCUCUUUGGGCUAAGGAAAAUACACCCUCGGUUACUAAUCAAAAGAAUCAGUAAGAUGGUCCAGUUCCAACUUCAGCAGCACAAGGUGACUUUGAGGUGACUGUUGAAAAGGAAUUUGUCUCUCAAGCUGAGGAAGAGGACAUGGAGGCUCUUUUGGGCACCUAUGUCAUGGGCAUUUGUGAAGCAGAAGCAUUUUCUGAACGGUUGAAGCGGGAGCUUCUUGCUUUGGAAGCUGCAAAUGUACAUGCUAUUUUGGAAACUGAACCUCUAGUAGAUGAG
Messenger RNA from Hibiscus syriacus, 975 nucleotides. Its product is annotated as exocyst complex component SEC3A-like. The transcript has 7 exons. Gene Ontology annotation, cellular component: exocyst; plasma membrane. Bases 148 to 750 code for a protein of 200 amino acids. Lineage: Eukaryota; Viridiplantae; Streptophyta; Magnoliopsida; Malvales; Malvaceae. The record is from RefSeq and is a predicted model, not a curated record. Gene Ontology annotation, biological process: exocytosis; Golgi to plasma membrane transport. Gene Ontology annotation, molecular function: phosphatidylinositol-4,5-bisphosphate binding.